Molecule: messenger RNA, 3186 nt
Organism: Patiria miniata (bat star)
Lineage: Eukaryota; Metazoa; Echinodermata; Asteroidea; Valvatida; Asterinidae
Gene: rnf145
Product: RING finger protein 145-like
Exons: 2
Coding region: 129-1952 (607 amino acids)
Cellular component (GO): endoplasmic reticulum; endomembrane system
Molecular function (GO): ubiquitin protein ligase activity; zinc ion binding
Source: RefSeq, a predicted model, not a curated record
UCGAUCGUACGCGUCAACAACGACGACGUUUGGCGGAGCACUGAAGAGCUCAAAUUUACCAUUUCAAGUGUUAUUCAGAAAAAAACAAGACCCACGAACACACAGAAGGGGUCUCAUACCGUCAAAAAAUGGAAAUCAGCAGUCGCCAACUCCACAUUUGGCGGUUUUCCAAUGUGGUCCUUCGCCUACCGAGUGUCUUCAUUCUGGAAGCCAUCCACAAUUUGAGACGGGGGCGCAAGAUACGCGGCACGGUGGAGAGUUUGGCCAGUGGCUGGGAGCUUGAGCCUCACGCCGUGACGAUAGGAUCUCAGUUUCUCGGUUACUUUGUGGUUUUCCUCUUGCAUGCCUUACCGCUGAGAAUGUUGAUCAAGCUCUACAAAUUCAUCGUUGUUGGUCUUCUGCUCCUGGCUGCUCAUCUCCUAUCGGACUACUCACUGUCUCGUGAAACCACAGUCCCCCAGAGUUCUCUCGUAUCAGCGGUGACGUUCACCCUUGCAGAAGUGGUCAUCAGCCUGACUUGUGCACGUCUAAUGGGGACCAAGCAUGUAUGGGCCUUCGCAGCAUACACACUACCCCAGAUUGCGAAACUGAGUGGUCUGCCUCUUGAUGUGCAAGAAUCAGCGCAUGAAGUUGCCCAGGUCUUGACCCUGACUGAGGUGACACUCUUCACCCUCAGACAUGUUCUCGUGCCGUUCCGCCUGGCUCUGAUUGGCUACAAGACUCUCCAAGAGUAUAGUGAACUCUACGGCAUCGUCAGUGUCAUCUUUGCGUUGUACAAUCGUUUCUUUGUGCCAAUGCUGUAUCUGAUUUUCUGGCUGGUGCUGUUUGUCCAUCGGCUGUACGUGUAUUACUCCACAAAGGACCGUCGCAUUGUCGGAGAGCACUGGGUGUUGGUGAUAUUCGCUGCCAUCGCUGAUUGCUGCGAGAGUCCUUGGAGCUUAGUUGGUCUGUGCUACACAGUGUCUUACACGGCGUUCCUUGUCUUGUUUCUCUGCAAGCUGUAUCUCAAGGGUUUCAGCAGCCUUGGAGGAGAGACUUUCCUACAUCGUGGUUGGACAGAAGGCAUCACAGUGAUGCUGCUCGCCAUGGAAACGGGCCUGCUAGAGCUGAAGAAGUUGGAGAGAAUCCUCCUCCUGAGUGUGCUCAUGUACAUCGCCCUGUCCUCAACAAUCCAAUCAGUGUAUGAAAUACUUGACCCAGUACUUCUUGCUCUUGCUGCGUCCAACAACCCAAGCCCCUGGAAACAUUUCCGAGCACUCAGCAUGUGCGUAGCGUUGAUGGCCGCCCCUCUGUACCUGAGCUACAUGCUGUUCGUGGUGUUUGAAGCCCAACUGUGGCUGAUGAUCAUCGUAUCUAGCUGCUUGUUGACCACAAUCCAAACCCUAGGUUCCCUGACAAUCUACCUGCUCUUCAUGGCCGAUCACCGUCGCGCUACACCGUGGGAGAGUUUGGAUGACUUGGUGUACGGCAUCCAUGCUAUGUGCCAUGUCAUGGAAUUUGGCAUAGCGCUCUCGGUCCUGUUUUAUGGUGGGAUGGAAUCAUUCCACAGUGACUACAACCUUUUUGGUGCAGCCAUCAUACUCAUCCAUUGCUACUUCAAUGUCUUCCAGCGAGCUCAGGCAGGAUGGCAGAGCUUCCUCACUCGCAGGGAUGCGGUCCGUAAGAUCAACUCGCUUCCUUCGGCAACCAAGGGAGAGCUCUCCUCCCUCCGCGACGUCUGUGUCAUCUGCUUCGAGGAGAUGACGUUUGCUAAAGUUACUCCUUGCAAACACUAUUUCCACAGCGUCUGUCUGCGUCGGUGGCUGUAUGUGCAGGACAAAUGCCCGCUUUGUCACAAGAGCAUCUUGCCAGAAAUGCCCCAGCCUCCUCAAGGGAUUGAAGAGCCAAGAGAAGAGUUACCAUGGCAACCACAUCCAGAUCUUGGGCAAGGAGAUGGCAUGAUGGCACUUUAGUUCCGAUUUUUUUUAAAAAGCCAUUGCUUUUUUUUUUCAAGCAUUUUAAUCAAACAACUCUCAUUGCCAAAUCAAAUAGUUAGAUACUUUAUGUUCAACCAUUUUAUAUUUAAAGAUUAAAUUAAUGACCAGUGCAAACAAUCGGGUAGUGAUUGAUGUGUGCAAAAAAACAAUCAGUGAUAACGAAUAUUUUUCUUUCAGUUUUAUUGAAAUUUAAAAAAAAAGUUUUAAUGCAAAGAAGAUGACUUCAAUUUGUUGUUAUGCAUUUGUGUUCCUGCAAUCAUCCAAGACUUGAUAAAAUCAUGAGUCUUCAUUCGUUGAAAUUUUACACAAAAAUGGAUGGGGGAAUGACAGUAUUCGUGUCUGAAUGAUUCCAAACAUGAUGAGUGUUGGGCAGAUAAUGUGAUUUUGUCAAUUUUCAAAGAAUGAUUUUGUGUGUCGUCAUAUAGUACGGUGUCAUACAUGUACGUUCACAUACAUUGUAUAUUUAUGAAAUUGAAGCAAAGUGAUUAACCAUUCCUGUACAGUGUGCAUGAUGUGCAUGUGUGUACAAACUAAGGUGAUUGGAAGUACAUUUCUGAAAAUGUGUACAUAUUGACAAAAUAGUGUCGCCUUUUUCUUUUAUGAAGUCGCUUACUGGACAAAAAACAUAUACAUGGGGGGGGGGGGUUCAGUGUGUAACACAGACUGAAAGUUUGGACUAUCAAAGUGUAGCAACUUCAAGUUUGGAUGAACCAUGGUGAGGUGUAUGUAAAAAAUGCCGCUUAAAGUGUUGCUUUGUUGCUUAGAAUAAGAUUUAGUUUUGCUAUUGAAAGCUGCUCCAUUGAAUUGUCUGUCUACCUAAGUAUACAUUAGUGCUGGGAUUAAAAUCAAGAUUUGAAGAAAAAAAAGGUGUGAAUUUCACCAUUUGGUUUGGAUUUUGGAAACUAGUAAUUCGAAACCAACCUUAAAAAAAAACCAGGCCUUUCAUUUUUUGUGAUACAAGAUAAAGACAAUUACUUUUAACAUCCCCCAAUAUUCUUGGUUCAUAGCUUGCCCAUUCCCAUCCAUGUUUUUGACAUUACAUCUCUGGAGUGUUUUUGUAAAGGCCCAGUGGUUAUUGAGUGCCACAAACUACACCCAAUUAUCGCGGAGGGCAUUGCAUGCGGCACCUUACUUGCCACUUUUUGUGAUAUUUGUUAGCACGACUCUGUGCUAAAUGGGAACUUCUGGUGAAAUAAGAUAACCAUUUGAA